Salvia hispanica is the source of this 422-nucleotide messenger RNA. RefSeq names its product polcalcin Aln g 4-like. The record is from RefSeq and is a predicted model, not a curated record. Gene Ontology annotation, molecular function: calcium ion binding. NCBI's taxonomy places the organism in Eukaryota, Viridiplantae, Streptophyta, Magnoliopsida, Lamiales, Lamiaceae.
UUAACCCAAUGGCUUCCACAUUAUAUUAGUGUAAAAAAUAGCAAAUUUUCCUAGUGAGAAAAGUUUAGCAAACUCAAGUAAUGGCUGAUGACGAUCCACAGGAUGUAGCCGACCGGGAGCGGCUCUUCAAGCAUUUCGACGCCAAUGGCGAUGGCCAGAUCUCAGCCAACGAGCUGGGCGACGCCCUCAAGACGCUCGGCUGUGUCACCCCCGAUGAAGUCAAGAACAUGAUGGUUGAGAUCGACUCCGAUGGCGAUGGCUUCAUAUCCUAUGAAGAGUUCACCACAUUCGCUCGCGCAAAUAGGGGACUAGUCAAGGAUGUCGCAAAGAUAUUCUAACCUUUUCAUUUUCCUCUUAAAUAGAUUUGAAUUCAUUUUACUACUAGUAUUUCUUAACUACCUAUAUAAAUUGUUGUUUGGUUU